AUGAGUCUGAUUUCUGUGGUUUCCUGGAGUCUGGUGUCAGGCUAUAAAACCUUGCUGGGAGCAGGACGAGACCCCAGCAGCUGCUCCACCUCGAAGGGGUCACAGAAGGCUGUGAUGGAGCACCUGCAGAGCCUCCUGCUGCCCCUCCUGCUGGUGAUGUGCCCCCCAGUCAGCAGCACCCCAUCCAUUGCAGAUUAUCCCUGGAAGUGGAGGGAGAGAGGAGGAGAAGCCAAGGCACCUUCCAGGACACACCCCACACCCUACCUGGCCUUUCUGCAGGGGAAGGACAACCACUCCUGUGGAGGCUUCCUGCUGGCUCCUGGCUGGGUGGUGACAGCAGCCCAGUGCCUCGGGCACAAACCUCUGACUGUCAUCCUGGGAGCCCACACGCUGCAAAGGAGAGAGGAAAGCUGGCAAACCUUCCAGGUGAAGGAGUACCACUGCCACCCAGGCUUCACAAGCCCCAGGGAGGGGAACGACAUCCUGCUGCUGAAGCUGAAUGGCAAUGCCACCAGCAAUGGCCACGUCAGGCCCAUCUCCCUUGAGAAAUCCAAAGUUCGGGGGGGGACCGAGUGCAGCGUGGCUGGCUGGGGCUACAGGACAGCCACUGUCACCAUCAUCAGACAGAGGGACUGCCUCAGCCACUACCCAGGCCUGGCUGACAACCUGAUCUGCGGCCGCAGCAGAUCCUCCAGGGUACCUGAAAAGGGUGAUGCUGGGGAUCCUCUGGUCUGCAACAACAAAGCCUUUGGCAUCUUCUCCUACAGGCACAACAACUGGCCUGGCUUCUACACACACAUUGCCCCUUUCCUCCCCUGGAUCAACAGUGUCAUGAAGUCCUCGUGA
Messenger RNA from Pyrgilauda ruficollis (rufous-necked snowfinch), 846 nucleotides. RefSeq names its product granzyme E-like. Lineage: Eukaryota; Metazoa; Chordata; Aves; Passeriformes; Passeridae. Gene Ontology annotation, molecular function: serine-type endopeptidase activity. The record is from RefSeq and is a predicted model, not a curated record. Gene Ontology annotation, biological process: proteolysis.